Malaclemys terrapin pileata is the source of this 1051-nucleotide messenger RNA. RefSeq lists its product as uncharacterized. The record is from RefSeq and is a predicted model, not a curated record. The transcript has 2 exons. NCBI's taxonomy places the organism in Eukaryota, Metazoa, Chordata, Testudines, Emydidae. Bases 134 to 1015 code for a protein of 293 amino acids.
UCGAAAAAGAGCACCAGCAUGGACCGUACGGGAGGUACUGGAUCUGAUCGCUAUAUGGGGAGAGGAUUCAGUGCUAGCAGAACUUCGUUCAAAAAGACUAAAUGCAAAAACUUUUGAAAAAAUCUCCAAGGGCAUGAUGGAGAGAGGCCACAAUAGGGACUCAGAUCAGUGCCACAUGAAAGUCAAGGAGCUCAGACAAGCCUAUCAAAAAACAAAGGAGGCAAACGGUCGCUCCGGGUCAGAGCCGCGGACAUGCCGCUUCUACGACGAGCUGCAUGCAGUUCUAGAGGGGGCCGCCACCACUACCCCACCUCUGACCGUGGAUUCCGAGGGGGGGAUCAUCUCAUCAGCUACACCUGAGGAUUCUGCGGACGGGGAAGAGGAGGAGGAGGAGGACGAGCUUGCAGAGAGCACCGAGCACUCCGUUCUCCCCAACAGCCAGGAUCUUUUUCUCAGCCUGACUGAAGUACCCUCCCAACCCAGUAUCCAAGACCACGACCCCAUGGAAGGGACCUCAGCUGCUGCAAAUUCUUCAAGCCUCCCUCCUCUGUCCCGAAGGCUAUCACAGAUAAGGCGUCGGAAAAAGAAGACGCGAGACGAGAUGUUCGCAGAAAUCAUGGAAUCCACCCGCAGUGACAGAGCUCAUCUGAAUGAGUGGAAGGACACGGUUUCAAAGUAUAGGAAAGAAGACAGUGAACGUGAGGACAGGAGGGACCAACGUGAGGAGAGGAGAGACGCUCGAGAUGAGAGGUGGUGGCAGGAAGAUCAGAGGAGGCAGGAUGCAACACUGGGGCUGCUGCGUGAGCAAACAGACAUGCUCCGGCGUCUGGUGGAGCUUCAGGAACGGCAGCAGGAUAACAGAGUGCCGCUACAGCCCCUGUAUAACCCCCCUCCCCCCUCACCAUGUUCCAUAGCCUCCUCAUCCAGACGUGUAAGAACGCGGGGGGGGAGGCUCUGUACACCUUCCCAUUCCACCCCAGUGGACAGCCCAAGCAAAAGGCUGUCAUUUUUUUAACCUUUUUUUAGUGGCCUUUUCCUUCCCCCCGAUCCU